Molecule: messenger RNA, 2396 nt
Organism: Helianthus annuus (common sunflower)
Lineage: Eukaryota; Viridiplantae; Streptophyta; Magnoliopsida; Asterales; Asteraceae
Exons: 6
Coding region: 51-1970 (639 amino acids)
Source: RefSeq, a predicted model, not a curated record
CUUUGCUUUUUCAUGUAUGAGAGAGUCUCCUUUAUUAGAGAUAAGAGGCUAUGUUUGUAGCACAAACACUCUCUUUCAAUCCUUUGUUGCAACAAAUUAAAAUGCAAUGUUCAAAAGAAACCAUUGUUCGUUUGUUCUACAAUGCCUCCAGUUCUUUUCAGCUUCUUUUCCUCUUCUUCUACCUCACCUCCAUUUUUCUUUCUAAGUUACUCUUCUUCAUUUCUGCCAUCCCAUUCCUCCCAAGAAACGAAGAAGAAUACGAAUAUGGGACGUUUUCGGAGGAAGGAUCGGUAGAGGAGGAGGUAAGCGACACGUAUAACUACGAUGAGAGUCCGGAAAAAGAUCAUCUAGUUGCGGAUAUAAUCGGAGACGGUGAAGACCUUUUUUUCCUGCACACUAGUGCAACAAGUUCGGGUCAAAACAGUGUCGUUUUAAGUUCGGGUCAAAACAGUGUCGUUUUCGAUGAAGAGACCGUGGACGACAUUUUGGAGGCUGCCGUGGUGGAAGAGAAGGAGGACGAGGAAGCGUCGACAAGAAGCGUAGGAAGUAGUGAUGAUUUGUCUUUCUACAGCGUACCCGAAGCCGAACCCGAAGAAGAGAAUCAAGAAAACCGCCGCAAGGAGGAAGAAAAGACGGUACCGGUGGCCGGGGACGGUGGUUCAAGAUCAUUUAGAUAUGAAGUGAAUACACGCGCCGUCACAACGCGUGCAACAUCUGCUUGUACUUCAUUUAGAUACGCUGGAGACGAACCGUCAUUACGUGUCAUCAAGAAAAUUGCUUUUGUGCUUGAUGACGACAAAAUUGAAGGAAAAUAUCGUGAAAGUGGAAAGAAGUUAGAAUCAAAUAUAUCACAAGUAGACAAGUUUAUGAAUAACUUGGAGACGAAGAAACUUGAGCUAGAAGAAAAGAAUAAAGAAGAAAUAUUUGGUGAUACGUUGACGGUGGGGUCAACCUCAAAGAGUUCAUCGGAAUGGCGGAGCUCCAUUAACUGUCAGGAUCCGGGUUACGACCCGUUUUCUUCUUCGUCAAGAAGAAGCUGCCCAAAAUGGGAGUCUUAUACAGUGUUUCAAAAAUAUGAUGAAGAAAUGUUGUUUUUGGAUAGACUUAGUGCACAAAAGCUUCAAGAAACAGAGUCGUUUAGGUCAUCAAUGACAUGCCCUUCAUCAAUAUCCGAAAGAAUCGUUCACAAACUAUCUUCCAAAAACAAGAAAACAUCAUAUGUUUAUCAAAAUUCGUAUCACGAAUUAGAAGCGGCAUAUGUAGCACAAAUUUGCUUGACGUGGGAAGCACUUAACUGGAACUAUAAUUUCUUCCAUCAGUUAAGUGCUUCUCGUCGAGGUAAUGACCCCGGAUGUCCCGCCUACAUUGCUCAACAAUUUCAACAAUUUCAAGUGCUCUUACAACGAUACAUUGAGACCGAGCCAUAUGAGAAUGGCAGGAGACCGGUAGUUUAUGCUAGAAAGAGAAGUUUGGCUCCAAAGUUGCUUCAAGUCCCAGAAUACCGAGAUUCUGAGGAGGAGAAGAAAGACGAAUAUUUGGGAUCAAGAAUAUCAUCUUUAUCAUUCCUUAUAAUCAUGGAAGAAGCAAUCAAGACAUUCAUGAAUUUUCUUAGGGCUGACAAAGAGAACCAGUUCCAGAUACUUGCAAAAAUAUUUAGAAUCAAGAACCCGAGAAUUUCGGUCGACCCGAUCCUUCUCCUCAUGCUCAAAAAGGUCAACCAUAAGAAGAAGUUAAAGUUAAAAGAUCUACAACGAUCGCGCAAGUGUUUUCGCAAAAGGCGAUCGAAGCUAGACAAUGAAAUGGAGUUAUUGAUGGCACAAAUAGACUUAAAAGUGGUGUCAAGAGUUCUGAGAACUACUGAUCUAACUGAUGAACAAUUGCAUUGGUGUGAAGACAAGAUGACCCGAGUGAAAAUCAGUGAUGGCAAACUACAAAGAGAUUCUUCACCACUUUUCUUUCCAGCACAUUAACAUGCAUGCAUGGCCCACCCUCUUGUUGCUUAUUGCUUUCAUGACUAGAUUCUGAAUGUGCACAUCACCAUCCAUCAUCCCUCUUUGCAUGAAACAUAAAGAUUAUAAGGGAAUAUCCCUUUUUCAACCGUUUUGUAAAUAGAUUUGGUGAAGGAAAAGAGAAAAGUUGGCUAUGCAUGCAUGUGUCAGAAAGCCACAUGCAAUGAUGGAUGGAUCAUGGAUGGAUGAAUGGAUAUUUGAAGAUGGAUGAUAUGAUGGGGCUAGCAAGAUUUUGGAUUAAUCAACUCUUUAAUCAUGUUUAAUGUAUUAGCUUAGUGUCAUGACUUAAUAAGCCAAUCAAAACUCUAGGUUUUGUUUGUUAUUCAAUGACAACAAUGGACAUGAUGAGAAAAUAAUACUUGAAUAAAAUGUUUUUUUUUUCUAUCA